AUGGCCCCAUGUUGGCGCAUACCAUUUUGGCUGCUGCUGCUCGUGAAUGUGAAGGGGGUGCUGGCUUAUCCAUGCGAGGCCGAGAUUGCAUCAGCAUGUCCCGAUAGUCCGAAAUCAGAUCUGGUAGCAUGUCUCAAGGACACCAGCCAGCAUGAGUCGCCAACAGAAAUUUCCUCUGACUGCACUGAUUUCAUGGCGCUCAACUCAGCCUGUGCAGACGAGAUAGAGCAAUUGUGCGAUGAGGAGUUCUUCACGGAAGAAACCAUGCCCUGCUUGAUGAGAUACCGUUCGUCAGACGAGGAAAUCUCCGAAAAGUGUCAGUCGGUCAUGCGCUGGGCGCUUCCUGCAGAUGAGGAAGCGGAGGAGACUGUGACCGACGAGCUGGGUAUGUCAGAGAAGGAUCGGCAGGAAAAGGAGGAAUGGCGUGAGAAGCGGAAGAAGGAACGUGAAGCAGCGAUAGAAAGGAUGAAGAUGAAGGAGAUUGAUGCAAAGAAGGAAGCAGAGCGGAGAGAGCUGGAGAAGUUCAAGGAGGAGAAUCCUGAGGCGUUCGAAGACAUGAAGAAGCAGCAGGAAGAGGAGAAGAGGCAGCAGGCCGAGCAAAAGAAGAGGGAAAGACUGAUGAAGGCUGCAUGGGAGCGCAAGAAGCGCAUCGAGGCUGGGGACGAUCCCGAUGCACAAUCAGGUCCAUCACCUCCGAGCAGAAGUCCUAACAAAACGUCGAAGGCCGGCGGCUCCUGGUACAGCACCGUUGCCGCCCUGAUUAUUCUAGUUGCCAUCGGCGCCGUCGGCUACGCGGUGGUUACAGGCACGGGCAAAGCCGCUGGAUCCGGGGGUGGCCGCAGUGGAAAGGGAAAGAAGAAGAGGUGA
This is a messenger RNA of Symbiodinium pilosum, 867 nucleotides long. Lineage: Eukaryota; Dinophyceae; Suessiales; Symbiodiniaceae. The record is from the annotation of a GenBank genome assembly.